Molecule: messenger RNA, 2895 nt
Organism: Aspergillus ibericus CBS 121593
Lineage: Eukaryota; Fungi; Ascomycota; Eurotiomycetes; Eurotiales; Aspergillaceae
Product: putative C6 transcription factor
Exons: 2
Coding region: 1-2895 (964 amino acids)
Biological process (GO): DNA-templated transcription; regulation of DNA-templated transcription
Cellular component (GO): nucleus
Molecular function (GO): DNA-binding transcription factor activity, RNA polymerase II-specific; DNA binding; zinc ion binding
Source: RefSeq, a predicted model, not a curated record
AUGCGCUCCAGCAUCGCCUGCGCUCGCUGCCGUCGGAGCAAGAUAAAAUGUGUUAACGCCGGCAUCGAUACCACCUGUCGCGCCUGUGAAUCCUCGGGUCGCGAAUGUGUCUAUCCCGCCCCGGCCAUCGGGGUGGGUGGUGGUGCCGCCAAGCGAGACCUGGCGGCCCUGGCCGAGGGUGAGGAACGUAACAAUGAUUGGGAUAGCCCCAAGCGACAGCGGUCACGGAAGACGGUCGGCAUCUCGUCCGCUGCGAAGGAUGCCAGAUCGGCCCUUGACGUGCUCGAUUCGUCUGUCUUGACUACCAAGGUCUGGGAUGCCGUCUUCGACCUAUUCCAAUCGCACUUUGCGACGAUGCUGCCCUUCCUACAUCCCGCUUCCUACAUCGGCCACACUCGCCCGCUCUCCACCCAUUCCUCCCAGCCGCCGACCAACCAAGAGCCCUCGCGAGAUCCGGCGCAAAGUCCACCGGUCAGCAAAACCGAUCCAAAUCCGCUGAUUCCCCUCGGAGUGCUCGCUCUCACGGCUCGGUUCCAUCCACAACUGGUCGCAUUUCAUUCCCCGCCCUCCCCGGGCAACCCAUCCAACCCUCUCGUCGCCUCGGAGUACUAUGCGACGGCGUUGCGUAGCCGGCUGGCCGGCGUUGACGGCGCCAGUCUGGCAGUCACCGAUCUCACUCGGGUACAGGCGUUACUGAUGUUGGCGUUGCAUGAAUGGGGCAUGUGCCGGGGCAGGAGUGCCUGGUUAUACGUCGGUAUGGCCAUUCGACUGUCCCAGGCCAUGGGGCUUCCCUUUGAGCUCGAGAACGAGAUGGCUUAUCGGGAUGGCCCGCGGUCGCCCGUGCUCAAGAUGGAAGCCGAGAUCUUUGGCAUUCCCCGGCGGCCUGUGGAACCUCGAGAUCAGACCUCAGAUGAUAUCAUAGCCCAGGAAACGAAGCGCCGCACGUUCUGGGCAUGUUUCAUUCUUGACCGUUGCCUCAGCAGCGGCAAAUACCGGCCCCGCAUGAUCCGCGUCAAGGAGCUGGGCAUCCAGCUCCCGAGUGACAAUGCCUUCGCCUUUGGCGAACGGGUGCGCACGUCCCGUCUCAGUGAGCCGGUCGCCCGCCGUCCGCAAAGUUUUGGAGCCCAGGGCGUCCAGAUUCCGAGCAUCCGCCAGAGUCUGGGAACCCUCGGGGACGACCGGAUGCCCAGCAAUGGCGCCCCCGAUCCCAAGUCGUGGUCUCCGGUCUCGCGCCGGAAGGAUUCGAGUGAGGAUGAGAUUGAUCGCUGGGAGGUUGGUGCGGAGGAGUCCGUGCUCAGUCGGGUCAUUCGGAUUAUCCGCAUCUGGGGAAGUAUUGCCAAGUGGUCGUGUGCUGGAGGUCGACGAAACGAACAGUUGCCCCCGUGGCACCCUGACUCGCGCUUCUCCAAGCUGCGGGUGAUGCUACACGAAUUCCAGGAUGGGCUGUCCCGCAACCUGCAGUACUCUCCGCGGAACACGGACACCCACAUCAUGUACAAGACCACCCUCUCCCCGUACACGAUCAUGCAUGUGGUCUAUUUCCUCUCGGUCAUUGUUCUCCAUCGGUCCUAUAUCCCUUUCCUCCCCAUGCGAUGCUCGGAGCCGGUCGGGCCGUUGGACGAGCCCCUCUUUCCAAUUGAAAAGCCCGGCAUGGCCGAGGCGUUUUGGCGCGAGAGUGCUCGGGAGCUCUUCAAGGCCGCCCGGGAAAUGAUUGACCUGGCCGUCACCUGCCAAGAGCGGGGCGCCCUGGUUGAGAAUCCCCUCGUGGGGUUUGCCGUCUACAACGCCGCGUUUAUUGGCGUCUACGCGGCCCAUUUCCCGCACAUGGAUCCGGAUGCCGCCUUGGCUCCGCGCGAUCGAACUGCCCAGGGUCAGGCACAAGCCCGGAAGGCCCUCGACAUCUUGCGGGAUAUGCGCACGCGCCUGAAGAUGGCGCGCGGGUGGUUCCGCACGCUCAACCGCCUGCACAGCUACUUCUCCAAAGUCAAGCGCGAUUUCCGGCGACACUCCCGUCGGAUGGACCUGGACGGCGCCGACGCGCAUGUGAACGGCAUUCGUCCGGUGCGGGAAGGCGGCGCUGGCGGUGGCCUGGAUGAAUUUAAGCUACUCGAAAAGCUGUUUCUGGACUUUGGCAUCAUCGAAGACCAGCUGCCGGAUGGCAACGCGGAUGAUGACGCCCUGGCGGCUGCCAGCGACCGCGCCACGAAUCUGAGCGACGCCGGCAGCAAUGCGGUUCGCAGUGAAACCGGCGACACGGGCGAGCCUCCGCUGGAUGGAGCUGGCGGACGCCGCGAGUCGUGGGUUCCGAUCAACAGCCCUGGGAUGCCACUCCCCGGCCCGGAUGGGGAACGCCGGCCGAGUCUCCCUUUGCCCCCGAACCGCUCCUUGCAAUCUCAAUCGCCUUAUUCGCUGCCGGCCUUGCAGCAUCACCCGGACGGUGGUUUGUACAACGCCUCGUCCCCUAACCUCCCCUCAUUGGGACCACCUGGGCCUUACGGAGCUCCGCCGACCACGGGGGCGGGCGCGUCGUCGCAAUACGGCGGACCACCCCCUUCGAACCGUCUGCAGCCUUUGAACUCGUGGCUGAACAACCGUCAACAGCCUCCGCCGCCCUACUCGCAGUCUCUGCCUCCGAUCAAUGCGGCCACCUCUCACAGCCUGCCGCUGCUGCCCCCGCCGGGCUCGGUUGGCCAUCCGGGGGCGUCACCCCCCGUGACGGUGGAUGGCCUCGAUAGCGUCAAUACCAACGGGCUGCUCUCGACCAGCCUGGGUGGGGAUGACGUGCUGGCCUUUUUGGAAGGGUGCGAGUACGACCAGCUCCCGGCCAUGCUGCCCUCGGAGAUGGGGGUGCCGGUCGGAUGGCUCAGCACGGUGUGGACCGAGUUUGCCCGGUAA